Lactuca sativa (garden lettuce) is the source of this 3688-nucleotide messenger RNA. RefSeq names its product B-block binding subunit of TFIIIC. NCBI's taxonomy places the organism in Eukaryota, Viridiplantae, Streptophyta, Magnoliopsida, Asterales, Asteraceae. Gene Ontology annotation, biological process: 5S class rRNA transcription by RNA polymerase III; transcription initiation at RNA polymerase III promoter. The record is from RefSeq and is a predicted model, not a curated record. Gene Ontology annotation, cellular component: transcription factor TFIIIC complex. Gene Ontology annotation, molecular function: DNA binding.
GAAAAGGUUCUUAUAAAACCUGAACUACAAAGGGUGCUGGAGAGUCUGGAGAAUCUUGACAAUAAGUAUACAACGAUGGACAGAAAGACAUUAGAACGCAGUUUAAAUAAGCUUCAAGAAGACGGACAUUGCAAAUGCAUUUCGUUUGCAAUCCCUUCUGCCACAAACUGUGGUCGCAAACGUACAGUUGAUGUGAUCCUCCAUCCAUCUGUAUACAAAUCUGAAGACCUAUCGGAUACUGUUCAUGAGAAAAUUAGGUCAUUUGAAAAGCUAAUACGCGCCCAAAGUUUUCCCAGACAUACAAAUGGUAAAUCAAAAUCAAUCCCGGUUUUAAAUAACGUGGAGAGAAUUCCUACAAAAAACGAUGUUCAAUUUCAAUCCGAGACGUUUAUAGCAAUGAGGGAAAACGGUUUUGUUUUGGCAAAAAUGGUUCGUGUAAAGCUGCUUCAUGUUUUUCUGUGGGGGUAUCUCACUCUUGAUAGAUCAAGAGAAGACGAUGUAUAUGAAGGGAAGAACCAGUAUAGUAGUUGCAAAUUGUUUGAAUUAGAUUCAGCCAUCAAGGCCAUGCCACUUGAGUUGUUCUUGCAGGUUGCAGGGUCCCCUGUAAAACUCGAUUCCAUGAUUGAGAAAUGCCGGAAUGGAAUACGUCUUUCCGAUCUUCCGAUUCAGGAGUAUAGGUCUCUCAUGGAUACUCGAGCCACUUCACGUCUUUCGUAUCUUAUUGACAUCUUAAGACGCCUGAAGUUGAUACGAUUAAUUGGUGGAGAAUUUAUGGAGACUUCUGUGGGCCCACAUACUACUACUACUGCUACUCUUAGACAUUCGCUAGAACUUAAGCCUUACAUUGAGGAACCUGUCACAGUUGUUUUGCCAUCGCCAGGUGUCAAUUCUUUUGAUCUUCGUCCUCAUGUCAGACAUGAUUUUGUUCUUGGAAGUAGAAAAGGUGUUGAGGAAUACUGGAAUACUUUGGAGUAUUGUUAUUCUGCUUCUGAUCCAAAAGCUGCUUUGCAUGCAUUCCCUGGAUCUGCUGUUCAUGAGGUAUUCCUUUCACGUUCAUGGGCAGCAGUCCGAGUUAUGACAGCUCAUCAGCGGGCUGAGCUGUUAAAACUUGUGGCAAAUGACGACUCAAAUCAAAAAAUAUCAUACAAAAAGUGUGAGAAGAUUGCAGAGGAUCUUAAUUUGACCUUGGAACAGGUGCUUCGUGUAUUCUAUGAUAAGAGACAAAAGCAUAAACUAAAGGGAGCAACAAGCACCAAAGAUCCACCAACAAAUGCUUUAAUUACUUACAAAAGAAAAAGGUCAUCGAAAGGAAAAGGAAAGACAACUUUAAUGGAAAAUCUACUUGAAGAGUCUAGCAAAGUGAAGCAUCCCAAAUUGUUCCAUGAAGAUAAUGAAAUUUCAGCGAGUAGAAUGGAUGACAUGGAUGCUGCUGCUGAUGAUGACGUGGCACUAACUGAAGAUGAAGACGGUGGUCAGUCUUACUCUGUGUCAAAGCUACAGCAGCCUACACGUACGGAAAGGUUUCCAUGGACAGAAACAACAGACAGGUUGUUGGUGAUUGAGUACAUAAGACAUCGCGCUGCACUCGGAGCAAAAUUUCAUCGUGUAGAAUGGAGCUCACUUGAAAAUCUCCCAGCGCCUCCUGAAACAUGCAGAAGAAGAAUGUCAGCUCUGAACAGAAACAAUCAGUUCAGAAAAGCUGUAAUGAGACUCUGUAACAUGCUUAGUGUCAGAUACGCAAAGCAUCUAGAAUAUUCCAAGAACAAAACACUCAUUCAUAAUCGAAAACCUCCUGAUGUUGUUAUUCAUCCUUCAAAUGAGUUGGAUGUUGAUGAAAAAUGGGAUGAUUUUGACAAUAAAGAUAUAAAAAUAUCCCUAGACGAGGUCCUUCAGUACAAACAAAUUUCCAAAUCUGCAGCAACUAAAGGUGGAUCCAACUGUCCUCGAUUCAAUGAAUUUGAUCAAACCGCCUCCAUACCUAGAGACGAGCUUUUAGAUAGUGGAAGGAGGGAAGCUUCUGGAAGAAGAUCAAGAAGACGUUAUCUGCCUAAAAGCUAUGACAAUCUUAUGAACAGAGGAAAAGGUUUUAGUACACAAACCUACAAAUCAUUAGCAGUUUCUAAUGCAAUCGAGCUUUUCAAGCUUAUAUUUGUAAGCACUGCAAAAGCAAAAGCAAAAGCUCCAGCUAUCCCAAACCUGUUAGCUGAAACAUUGAGACGAUAUUCAGAACAUGAUCUUUUUACAGCAUUUAAUUACCUCAGAGACAGAAAAUUCAUGGUCAGGGGUAAUGAUGCGAGUCAUUUUGUACUCUCGCAGCAGUUUUUACAUGGUAUUUCAUCUUCUCCGUUUCCUGUUAAUACUGGAAAAAGAGCUGUGAAGAUGGCGAGGUGGAUUCAUGAAAAAGAAGAUGAUUUGUUAGAGUAUGGAGUAAAUCUACCUGUUGACCUUCAGUGUGGUGAUGUUGUUCAUUUAUGUGUGCUGAUGUGUUCAGGGGAAGUGUCGUUGUUCCCUUGUUUGCCUGAUGAAGGCGUUGGGGAGAUUGAGGAGUUAAAGAAACGUAAACGUGAAUGUGAUGAUAAACAAGAACAAGUGUGUGUUGAAAAAACUAAAAAGCCGAAAAUAUUAGACAGUGAGAUUUUUUCACGUAAAGAAAAAGGUUUUCCAGGUAUUCAGUUAUGUUUAAACCGUAGUUUUAUUUCAAGAGUUGAUGCAAUUACAUUCUCUAGAGACGGAGACACUUGUUCUUCUGUUUCCAAUUCAUCACCUUCUUCUGUACACGUGGCAUCUUCUGAGUCAACAUGGGAAGCUAUGAGUAGCUAUGCAAGACACGUGGCAUCUUCUGGGUCUUUUAAUCCGAAUAUGUUUCAAACUGUGUAUUCAGCCAUCCAAAAGGCUGGUGACCAAGGGUUAAGCAUGGAAGGUAUCUCCCAACAAGAAGGGGGAAAGAUGGGAGAAGUUAUUGUUGAGGUGCUUGAGGCAUUUGGGCGGGUUUUAAAGGUGAAUGCUUAUGAUUAUGUCCAUGUUGUUGAUUCCAUGUAUCGAUCAAAAUACCUUUUGGCCUCCUCAAUGGCAUCCCAUCAACACCAACACCAACACCAACAUGAACAUGAUCUUCCUCAUCUGAAGGAGCCACAGACCUCCUCCAUUAAUGAUGAGUUACAGCAAGAAAAUCAUACUGAUGAUGAGGUGCACAGAGUCACCAUUUUAAACCGCCCAGAACCAGAAGAAAACGAAACAAACAAGAAUGUGAAAGCAAGUUGUUCAGGAACAGGGGCAGAAGAGGGAUUUUGUAUUGGUGAUGGUGAUGGUUAUAAGCCAAUUGUGCCUUGGGUAAAUGGAGAUGGGAGUAUGAAUGAGAUUGUUUACAAGGGACUUGUACGCCGUGUUCUUGGUAUUGUGAUGCAAAAUCCUGGGAUUUUGGAGGACCAAAUCAUAAGCCAGAUGAAUGUUCUAAAUCCUCAGAGCUGUAGAAAGUUAUUGGAGCUGAUGAUUCUGGAUAGUCAUAUCAGGGUGAGGAAGAUGUAUGCAUCUGUAUCAAAUGAGCCCCCAGCCAUGUUACGCUCUCUUUUUGGUUGCAGUUUUAACAAACCAAAUCUGGUUUUUAGACAACAUUUUUAUGCAAACCCUACAAGUAUCGACUGUUUGUAGAAGUAUAUAUUAAAUUAUAUAUAUGUACAUAAAUUACUAA